This is a messenger RNA of Sitodiplosis mosellana (orange wheat blossom midge), 764 nucleotides long. RefSeq lists its product as uncharacterized. The transcript has 4 exons. Bases 126 to 629 code for a protein of 167 amino acids. The record is from RefSeq and is a predicted model, not a curated record. NCBI's taxonomy places the organism in Eukaryota, Metazoa, Arthropoda, Insecta, Diptera, Cecidomyiidae.
UUUGCCUCUGAAAAUAGCAUUGUCGAAAUCCAUUUUCUUCUUCACGCCAAAGCUACUGCUGAAUCUUUGAUAACAACGAUUUUUUCGUUGCCUCUUAUUUUGAGUUUUCAUACCGAAUCUGUCAGAUGUUUCUUGUGAACGGUGCGAUGCUCUAUUUUAUUAUUCUACUGGUUACCUUGACUGGCUGUGGGGUGCAAACUGCGCAUGCAAAUUACUUUGGCAACUGUGAUUACUAUGUUCAAUUGGAUGCAAACGAAGGAAAAUCCGUGAUUAAUCCCGGCGGCUAUGUCAGCAUCUUGGGAUAUUUUGGAUAUUUUGGCUUCUUUGAUCCCGGUUCAGCGUGUCGAUAUUUUAUUGAGUGUCCACGAAAUUACGUGAUUCGACUUUAUUGCUAUCUCAACAUUGCGGUUACGGGUGAAGGCAAUGAUUGUAAAACCGAACAGUUUCGAGUAUUAGACGAUGGAACGAACCAAAUUUUAGACAGGGGCACAUAUUUCUGCGGUCAAGGUGUCGUUAAAAUUCAAUCACGAGCCAAUUUUAUUACCUUUGGUCAUACCUCAUCGUACUACAGCGGCAGAUAUAAUUGUACACUUGUAUCAAUGUUUCGGAAUCCAUUCUCGAUCACAUGAAAAGUAAUAGCGAAACAAGUCGCCUUGAUAUCGCAAUUUAUUGCGGAACAUUUAUUGAAGUUGAAAUGAGCCAGAGUUUUUUUUUAAAAUAAUUUUAAUAAAAUUGAAUCAAGAGUGAGAUAAGUUGAUUAAAUA